Messenger RNA from Xyrauchen texanus (razorback sucker), 2918 nucleotides. RefSeq names its product plasminogen activator, urokinase a (gene plaua). Gene Ontology annotation, biological process: plasminogen activation; regulation of cell adhesion mediated by integrin. The coding region runs from base 229 to 1455 and encodes 408 amino acids. The record is from RefSeq and is a predicted model, not a curated record. Gene Ontology annotation, molecular function: serine-type endopeptidase activity. The transcript has 11 exons. Lineage: Eukaryota; Metazoa; Chordata; Actinopteri; Cypriniformes; Catostomidae.
CAUAGCCCAACUAUCUCAUUGUUUGCUGCUCAGUGCAUUUGCCAGUUUAUGCCCCUCACUGAUUCAUCACUAUAAAGCAACACUAACAACCACACAACAGCAAAUGAGCUGUAAGCUUCAGGAGGCAACAAAGACAGCUGCAAGCAAAACAGCAAACCAACUGUUUAUAGUGUAAACUAUCUGAGAGGAUCUCCAAAAAAAGAGAGAAUUUUUUUGUUUGUGUUCAAGAUGACGUGUACCUUCAGGAUAUUACUGUUAACAUGCGCUCUGUGUUGUACUGAAGAGACUUACCGCCCUUCAAGUAACAGAUUUAGGAAAUUUCCUGCUUUGUCAGCAGUGGGGAAGAUUGAAGAGUGCAUACCCGACGGAAGUGAUGGGAGCAGCUAUAGAGGCAAAAUGUCAGUGACAGCCAAUGGACGGAUAUGUGUCCCCAGGCAUUUAGUCACUAGACAGCCAAUUCCGUCUCUUAGUCACCACCAACAUAGCUACUGCAGGAAUCCAAAUAAAAAACCUAAGCCAUGGUGUGUGGUUAAGAAAAGAAACCGCUAUGUACGUGAAUAUUGUAACAUUUCACACUGUGAAACAAAGCAGACCAAGAGUCCACCAAAACCUGAACCAUCAAAGCAGGACACAGAGUUAACAUGUGGAGAGCGAUCCCUGUUACCUAGAUCAAAGAUAAUUGGUGGAAUAAGGUCAACUGUUGAGUCUCACCCUUGGAUUGCAUCUAUCUUCUUUGGAGAACAAUUCACUUGUGGAGGAUCCCUCAUUGCUCCCUGCUGGGUCCUUACUGCUGCCCACUGCUUCACGUCAGGGAUGAACACAAAAACAAAGAAAUACUCUGUAUACUUGGGAAAGAAUGCCAUCAAUGAAAACGACCUUACCAAAGAGCAGCAGUUCACCGUGAGCAAACUAGUGGUCCAUGAAGGCUUUAACUACACAACUCAAAAUUUUACCCAUGAUAUUGCUCUACUAAAGAUAGUUGAUAGCAAUGGACAAUGUGCAAGCAAGACCAGCUCUGUGAGAACCGUGUGCCUUCCCCCAUCCUUGGUGAUGCUUCCUCCAGGAACCUACUGUGAGAUUGCUGGCUAUGGAAGACAUCAAAAGGGUGGCUUUGAGUACUCUAAGCAUCUGAAACAGGCUCAGGUGAUGCUUAUUUCCCAGAAAAAUUGCAUAAACUAUUACAAUAAGGAAGAGGACAAUAUUAAUGAACACAUGUUCUGCGGAGCUGGCAAGGAUUGGAAGGAAGAUGCUUGCCAGGGUGACUCAGGAGGGCCACUACUGUGUGAAGUAAAUAACAAAAUGUUCCAGUUCGGUAUCAUUAGCUGGGGAGAUAAGUGUGCUGAAGAGUCGAAACCAGGUGUUUACACAAAGGUCACCAACUACAACCAGUGGAUCUCAGAGCACACUGGUUUACCCACAUAUACAGCAGGCUCGAGGUAUCCACAAAAGGAUUAACUUUGAGGGGUUCACUUUACAACAGAAAUGACUUCUUAGCCACUCAGGCUCAUAAAUGUGUUAGUUAUUUUUGCCUUUUAAGAGAGAUGCGGCAGCUACGUGUGAUGCAGUUGCAUAGGAAUCAUCUUUGACAAUGUUAUCUUUACAUACUACUGCUUUUUAUAGGAUAGUGUUUACAGUGUUAAAUAAAUAGUUCACCCAAAAAUGAAAAUUCUCUCAUCAUUUACUCACCCUUAUGCCAUCCCAGAUGUGUAUGACUUUCUUUCUUCUGCUGAUCAUAAAUGAAGACUUUUAUAAGAGUUUCUGAGCUGUUUUGUUCCAUGCAAUGGGUGCCAGAAUUUUGAAGCUCCAAAAAUCACACGUCAGCAUAAAAGUAAUCCAUAAGACUCCAGUAGUUAAAUCCAUGUCUUAAGAAGUGAUAUGAUAGGUGUGGGUGAGAAACAGAUCACUUUCAUCUACUUCUUCUAUAUUUGUGAUUCACAUUCUUCAUGUAUAUCGCCCCCAACUGGGCAGGGGGAAAAAUUUCAAGCAAAAAAUUACUUAAAAAUGUAUUUGUUUCUCACUCACACCUAUCAUAUUACUUCUGAAGAUAUGGAUUUAACUACUGGCUUUGCAUGGAUUACUUUUUUGAUGCCUUUACGUGCUUUUUGGAGCAUCAACAUUUUGGCACCCAUUCUCUUGCAUUGUAUAAACCAAAAGAGAUUAAAUACUCUUCUAAAAAUCAUAAUUUGUGUUCAGCAGAAGAAAGAAAGUCAUACACAUCUGGGGGUGAAAAAUGAGGGUGAAAAAAUUAUGACAGAAUUUUCUGUUUUGGGUGAACUAUCCCUUUAAGGUGAACGAAGGAUCUGUAUGAUAUAAGGAUUUCUUUAUAGUCUGUCUACUUGCAAGUUUAAUGUAUUUUUUAUGAUCUGUGAAUUAUGUUUUAAGCAAGUCUUUCAGAAACUUAUGUUAAUGACAUGGAUGCUAUAAAUCAAUAUGAAAACAUAUAAUGAGCUGUUCUCCAAGAGAUUAGAUUUGAUAUUGGAUUGGGUAUUAUCUGGUUUGUUAUUAUGACAUUUUUUAUUUAAAAUUUUUAAUAAUGCGUUAUUUAAUUUCUAUUUAUUGCAAAUAUGUGUGUAUUGAUUUUUCAAAGAUACAGCUGUCACUGUAAAACAGACUUUUUCCUAUCAGUUUUUUCAAUACAAAUCUCUCCUAAUUUCCAAGACAAAAGAAGCUUAUUUUUUCUGACAUGAAUUGAUCUUGCUUGAAAUCUCAUCACAUUUUUCUCAUUCAUUGCACAACUGGGACUAUUAAUUUUUCUCUAAAUCACAGCCAGUUGUGCAUUGUAAUUUCAUAUUAAUUGUCAACCUUUCUAGCAUUUAUUAUGUAAUUCAUCAGUCAGUGCAACAAUAUUUUUAAAUGUAUAAAAAUAAAGCAAUGAGGCAGUGGGUUGUGCACAUACUUGUGAUACAUAAAAGGUCAGU